This is a messenger RNA of Saccostrea cuccullata (small rock oyster), 3390 nucleotides long. RefSeq lists its product as uncharacterized. Gene Ontology annotation, cellular component: membrane. Lineage: Eukaryota; Metazoa; Mollusca; Bivalvia; Ostreida; Ostreidae. The transcript has 4 exons. The record is from RefSeq and is a predicted model, not a curated record. Bases 417 to 2699 code for a protein of 760 amino acids.
CUUGUCUGUUUCUGCGGCGAGCAUCAUCAGCUCAUCAGUUAAAACACAGCCUUAUCGUAAAACAAAUCUCUCUCAAUCUGUAUCGAGCCGUGUUACCUUAGACCCACGCUGAUAAUAUAAGACUAGACCAACGUAUAAACACUGGAGCAUUCUCCUUGUUUUGUUUCACAGAGAAGCAAAUGUUAAAAUCAGACAUAGAUUGUAUUUUUCUCGGAAGGAAUAAAAAAAGUUUUUUUUGGACGUGAGGGAGUAGGUGUGAGAAUGAGAAGGUCGACAUGGACCUAAAUCGACAGAGGCAAUACCCACACUUCUCAGAUGAAGGAUGAGAUCUCAAAGAUUGAUUCUGCAGGAACAGGCUGUGAGGUAGACUGGCAUCCUUUAUAGUACGCUGUCGGGGUUUUGCAGAAUUUAAUAACAUGGCCAAGUAUUCUAUCAUAAAUAUCUUUUUUCUUGUCUUACUGACGCCUGUGAUUGGUCAGUUUUCAGUAAGUUCAAAUGUCACUUCGGACUUGGAUCCAAUAGAGGAAUCGAUCGUGAAUUCCAUUUUACGAACUGUAGGCGAGAAAUUUGAAUCCCUAAGUACCCGGAUGAGCUCAAUGGAACGUGGACUAAACACAUUGCAGUAUUAUAAUCUAAGACAGUUUCGAACCGUCAACACACACCUGCACACAUUGGACAAUCUCUUACAGAAUAUGCACGCACGCGUAGAACAACAGGAAGUGAGUGAUAGAGAGCUAGCGACGUCAGUGAUGCUUCUGAAAAGAGAAAUCAAGAACAUGGAAAUGACGAACAAAGGGAGUUUUGACAGAAUAGAAGAGCAGAUGUUGACAAUGUCUCGUGGUGUUCACCAGAAUAUAGGGAACGUUCAGAAGUCUAUCAUUAAUGCCCUGAACGAGACGGUAUCCCAGCAGGGCGAGGUGGCUAAUGUCCUCAGAGAGAUUGUAGUCUCGGAGAGGGAUAGAACCAAACAGAUUUGUUCUGAUUCUCUGCUGAAGGUAGAAACCAGAAUUGACAAUUUCCAAAAUUUGACAAUGAAUAAAAUUGCUUACCUGGAGAACGUAACAUUGAACGCUAUAGACAACAUGAAUGUGACACUAGAUUCGGUGAAUGUGGAUAUUAACGCGACAGCUAGGAGACUUCUGGAAGAAAGAUUGCAAGAAUUUAAUGACAAUGUGCUGGACUCGAUACGAUUUUAUCGACAUACAGGUGAUCUUGUCGAGCGAAUCGUGGGGGCCACAGAAACAGUGGCCGAGGAUCAGACACAACUCCGCGAGGACAUCAGACAUUUCUUGGAGGUUCAAGUUAAUUUGACAAAAGGUAACGUUCAAGACGGGAUAAAGCAGGAAGACCAAACCCUCAGUGAGAUAUCAAACAAAACUAACAAAAUAGAAAAUAACAAAUCCACGGAAAAAUCCUGUGACUUUACCUCGACUUUAAUGGAGGAAAUUCAGUUAUUGUACAGAAAUGGAUCGCAAGUUUUGGAUAUUAUUGCUGAGAUGACCAGAUCAUCUCAAAAUGAACUUAGAACAACGAUACAGCAACUCAACAAUGAAGUGUUCAAACUGCAAGAAAUGAGAAACGAAGAAGAGAAACCACAUCCGGAAAUGUUGAACGGACAACUGGAUUAUCACAUGGAGGAAAUGUCCAACAACUCGAGAGCAGUAUUCCACAUUGUGGAGGCCAUAGCCUCUAACACGGGAUGGAUCCCUUAUAUCUUCUCCAGCUUGCAAUUCCUCGAAAACCAAAUCAAUCAAACAUUACUGACAACGAAGAAGGCGUUUAAGGUCUCCUUAAUACAGGACAAAUUUAACCCCAAAGCGUCACUGGGACAGGAAGACAGGUAUACGUCUAGGCCUCAUUUGUCAGACGACCCUAAUUUGAAUGACAACAAACCUAAAAAUCAGGAGGUUGUGAAAGAUCACAGCAAAGACUCAGACUCAUCAGACGUCAUUAGUUACGUAAACCAAACGGAGGGGUUUCAGGAAAAGUUUGAUUUUGUCUAUCAGACAAACAAAAAAAUGCAUCGUCUACUUCCGGCUUUGACUCGACUGUUAGGGGAACCAGAGCCUUUUGUUGUAUUGGUGGAUGGGCAAAACGAGUACGAAGGUCGAGUGGAGAUCUAUAAGAAGGGCCGCUGGGGGUCGCUGUGUGGGCCUCUGACUCAUGUCGAGGCUUCCUACAUCUGUCGCCACCUGGGCUACCUGGGAGGCAUCGCCUCGGAGCCUGGGCAUUUUGGACAAGGAAGUGGGGUGUUCUGGGCGAUGAAUUUCACCUGUCUCUUGUCAAGGCAGUGUUCCAUAGCCCUUCCUGUCAUUGACCCCGGACCGUGCAACCACAAGCACGAUUACGGCGUCAUAUGCGAUCAUAUGAUUCGAUUAUGGUUUGAGCCAAAGGAAGACAGUGUAAUCAAGAGGAACACAGGUUUCCUUGAAAUACAUCACAGAGAGAAAUGGGUGCCCGUAUGUAGCGACACAUGGUCAGAAAACAAUAGUCAAGUCGUGUGUCGUCAGCUCGGGUACAAAGGGGGCGUGGCCAGCAGUCCUACAGAAGAGGUCAUGCCCUAUCACACAGACAUGAUCACGUUUUAUCAUAACAUCACGUGUACCGGAAGUGAGACUAGAUUAACCGGAUGUGAGAAUGGGAGGUGGAAAGCGAACGGCUGUUCAUCUAAAAUACCUGUAUUUAUACAAUGUUCAUAAGUAUUUCAUGCUUUUAAUAUUCCUGGACCACUUACAUCGCUGGAUAAACCCAGUAUUUUAUAAAACAUGUUUAAGUAUAUGUAAUUUAAGCAUGCAUUGAGUACUUCACACAUUGUAAAGAUUAUGUUCUUGGAUGCAUGCAAUGUGAUUAAUCUAUUUCAAUAUGUUGAAUUUCAUUUCCUCUAUCUCUGUAUCGGAACAGUUAUUUAUAUCUUAAUUUGUUGAGUAACUCUUCAGAAUCUUUAUUUAAUUUGACAGUGUGCUAAUCUAAUUUGUAAUGUAUUGGACAUGUCUAGAAUAAUUUAUAACGAACUAGCAAUGAUAUAAAAUACAAGUUACAUACACUCUUUUUCACUUUUCCCCUGCAUUUUAAUAUUUUGAAUUGAUGAUUGUCUAUCUUUCAUGACUGUGCCGUUUGUUAUUUUGUUAUCUUGUUCCAUUAAAGUGUAAACUGUGUGGGAGGAUGUGAGCAGCGCCCAGUAUAUUUCUGUACUCAUUCAACGAUGUUUUGAUGCUCUUCUGUCUAUAAUCCGAUAUCGUUCCUUGGAAAUUCAUCAUUCCUUUCAAUUUUUUCUUUCAACAAAAUCUAGGAAAUAAAUGCAUCUACAUGCACUGAGGAACCGAGUACAAAUUAUGCAUGAAAUUCUCAAAAGUUCACAACAUUAAAUUUAAAAAAUAAAACUAAUAAAAA